UGUGGAAAUGUGGGAACAUUCAUUCAACAUUGUUCAUUUCCCGCGCUUGCCAAGCCAAACAGAUACCAAAACCCCAAACCCAAAAUGGAAGAAGAAGAACAACAACAACAACACAACCCCAACCCCUGCCCCUGGGAAGCACUAGAUAUAGACUUAGACGAUGAAGAAGAGAACCACUCACAUUCACUACUACCGAUUCUCCAACGCUGCUCUCAAACCCUAACCACUCAGUCCCAAUCCCAAUCCCAAACCUCGAAGUCAAAGUCUUCCUCGCCUCCGCUCAUUCCAGGCCCCGCCGGAGAUCUUCAAUCUGCAAUGCACCACCGCAGAAGGACCCAAGAGGAAUUGGUCCCUACUCAGGAGUUCAUAAGGAGAGUUGUCGAAAAUCCUCAUCGCCACGAUGAUCAUGAUUUCUCUACCAAUCCCUGGCUUUGCGCUCUCGAUUUUCUUAGCCAUCAAGGUAACGGUGUGGCGACAAGGACGACUCUUAGCUCAAUCAAGAAUGGGCUUAAUUCGGAGAGAGUGGCUCAGGUUGUUGCCAUUAUCAAAUCGUGCACACCAAAUGGUCUCGGUGACAUGAUGGUGACUCUGAAGGAUCCUACAGGUUCAAUCAAUGCUAGCAUACACCACAAAGUUCUUAGUGAGGGAGAGUUUGCAAAGGAUAUAUCUGUUGGUGCAGUUUUAGUCCUCCAGAAGGUUGCUCUGUUCUCCCCUUCACGCUCUGCACACUACCUGAAUAUAACACUAAGCAACUUGGUCAAGGUCAUUUCAAAGGAGAGUGCGCCUCCAGUAAAACAAAAACUUUCUGCAUCACCAAUCAAACACACUGCUCCUGAACCUGAAUGCAGUAAAAAGUCCUGGAUACCACACAGAACGUUUUCUCUGUCACAGAAUGGAACUGAAGGAAUCAUGAAUAGCCUCAGACAAACUUCUAAUUCGUUUGUAUCUGCCCAUAAUGAUAAGGAGAUGGAGAGAGGAAAUGCAGCAGUACAACGUGACUGCUUUGGCAAUGGAAACAAAAGAAACCAAAAUGAUGUUGUAGAGAAAGAACCCUUAUCAGCGAGACUUGGUACGGUCAAUGGAAUCACUGCAGUGGCUUCUAGAAAGGAAAUCUUUUGUAGUGACGAAGAAAUUGUGAUGAGUGACAAACCCAACUCUUCUAAACAGACUGAAGGAGGCAAUCCAUUACGCAACAACCAAGCCAGUAGUAAUGCAGCAAACUUCAUUGAUGUUCCUGAUGAUCAAGAAAGUGGUCGGAUAACUGGAGUUAACAAGAAGGAUCAGCCAUUAAUUUCAAGUACAUCACUCCCACAGUGGACAGAUGAACAGUUGGAUGCGCUUAUGGAGAUGGAAUUUGACUGAGGUAACGAUGGGUCUUUUCUACAGCUUUUCAUUUUGUCACAAUCAUAAUCAGAGAAGGUGACAUUGAUCCUGAAAGUGUACAGAUUACACGUUGUACUGUUUUCCAUCUAUUGUAAAUGUUUUCAAAUGAUGAAAGCUUAGAAAUCAGAGUCUCGGUUCAGUUUA
Quercus lobata is the source of this 1527-nucleotide messenger RNA. RefSeq names its product nuclear localized protein. Gene Ontology annotation, biological process: recombinational repair. Lineage: Eukaryota; Viridiplantae; Streptophyta; Magnoliopsida; Fagales; Fagaceae. Bases 85 to 1362 code for a protein of 425 amino acids. The transcript has 7 exons. The record is from RefSeq and is a predicted model, not a curated record.